UGGGAGGAAAAGAUAACUAGUCCUGCUUUGGAUUUGCUGAACUUGAGAUGCCCACGGGUCAUCCGGUCUACGAGGCAGCCGAAGCGGACACGGAGAUGACAGCAGAGCGGAGGAGCGAUGCAAAAUCCAUCGAGAAAGUACAGACUGAGCGAGCAGAGAACAGGGCCUGGGGCCGUAGCUGGCUCAGCGGCUGGUAGAGCAAGUACCAGGAGCUGACAGACAGGACAGCCGCGGAAGUGCGGCCUCCACAGGGUCCCGAAGCCCCGCCAGGAGCACAUUGGGACUCGAGGACUCGAAGAGAGGAGGGGCAACGCCGCUACGCCAACGCCAAAACUGCGGCCAAGCAGAAAAGGGCUCCGCCGGAAGGUGGCUGGGGACGACCCCACCCCUUCCGGCGCCUCAACCGGUCUGACGCUCGUCAUUUGUCGAAAAGACCGGAGGAGGCGGGGCCGCCGGGGAAUUCGAACGCCGGGAGGGACCAGCUCUGUGGAAGAGGAGUUGGGUUGGGGGUGGGGCCGGCGACGGCGGCGGAGCAGAAGCCUUAGAGAUGGCCGUAGCGGCUGCUGCUGCAGGUGCUACACGUAGCCAGCUGAGCAAAGGCAGAACCAGUCGGCGACCUGCCAUAGCACGAGUACGUGUGGCUGUGAGGCUUCGGCCCUUUGUGGAAGAGGCCAACAAUACCAGUGAGAGCUCCUGUGUACGAGGCCUGGACAGCUGCUCCUUGGAGAUUGCCAAUGGGAGAAAUAGUCAGGAGACACUCAAAUACCAGUUUGAUGCCUUUUAUGGGGAAACAAGCACCCAGCAGGACAUCUACGUUGGCUUUGUCCAUCCGAUCCUGCGCCACUUGAUGAACGGACAGAAUGCCAGUGUGCUUGCCUAUGGUCCAACAGGCGCAGGGAAGACAUACACAAUGCUAGGCAGCCCAGAGCAGCCUGGCAUUAUCCCUCGGGCCCUCAAAGAUCUCUUACAGCUUACCCGGGAGGAGGGUGCUGAAGGGCGACCCUGGGCCUUUGCUGUCUCCAUGUCCUAUUUGGAAAUCUACCAAGAGAAGGUGUUGGACCUGCUUGCCCCAGCCUCAGGGGACCUAGUGAUCAGAGAAGAUCGGUGGGGGAACAUCCUGAUCCCUGGGCUCACCCAAAAACCCAUUGCUUCCUUCACUGACUUUGAGCAACACUUCCUGCCAGCCAGCAGAAACCGGACUGUGGGAGCCACCCGGCUUAACCAGCGCUCCUCUCGAAGCCAUGCUGUGCUCUUGGUCAAAGUGGAACAGCGGGAACGCAUUGCCCCAUUCCAGCAGCGGGAGGGGAAGCUCUAUCUCAUUGACCUGGCUGGUUCAGAGGACAAUCGGCGUACAGGCAACCAGGGCUUGCGACUGAAGGAGAGUGGAGCCAUCAAUGCCUCCCUUUUUGUGCUGGGCAAGGUGGUAGAUGCAUUGAACCAGGGCCUGCCUCGUGUUCCCUACAGGGACAGCAAGCUUACUCGACUGCUGCAGGACUCCCUCGGAGGUUCAGCUCACAGUGUGCUCAUUGCUAAUAUUGCUCCAGAAAGGCGCUUCUACCUAGAUACAGUCACAUCACUCAACUUUGCCUCCAGGUCCAAAGAAGUGAUUAACCGGCCAUUCACCCAUAAGAGCGUUCAGCCUCCUGUGAAGUCAGCCCAAAAGGAAUCAAUGGACCCUCCAGAAGCAAAGAGGGCCAGAAGCCAAGAAGAAUUGGAGGAUGGGACAGGUAGCCCAGAGCCCCCACCUAGCUGUCCCAAACACAGCCCCCUGAAGCAACUGAAUACUCUAGAACCAGCUGUGCAAGAGCGCCUGCUAAACCUGGACCGAAUUCUAGACUCCCGGGGGAGCCAAGGGACUUCAAUCUUAAGCACACCACGAAGAGAGCGAACAGCCCUAGAAAAGGCUUUGAAAGAGAAGGACUCAGAGAUUCAGAGGCUGAAGGAAAAGUAUAAAGAGCUGGAGGCCAACAGACUGAAUCAAAGGCCCAAGGAAUUGGAGGAAGAAGAGAAUGGCCCCCUGGCCCCACCUUGCCCCUUUCCCUCCCAGAAAGUCCCCAUGACCAAACCCCUGAAUAGGGUUGUACCCUUUCAGCAAAUUCAGGAACAGACAACAUCCCAAAGCAAGACCCAUGUCCUGCAGAAAGAAAGCCAGAAGAGGAAGCUGCAGCAGGAGGAGCAGGCUGAGGGGCUCCGCACCACCUUGGCGCUGCUGCAGGUGCCCCCAGACCUCCUGGCGGAGAGCCGCAGGAGGAUCCUGGACCUGCUGAACACGGGCUCGGCCAAGGAGCUUCGGAGGCUGCAGCGCAUUGGAGAGAAGAAAGCCCAGCUCAUCGUGGGCUGGCGGGAGCUGCACGGCCCCUUUGCGGAGGUGGAGGACCUGGGGCGGGUGGAAGGUAUCUCCGAGAAGCAGGUGGCCACUUUUCUGAAGGCCAACAUCCUGAGCUUCGUCGCGGAGUGCUUCAGUGCCUUGCCUCGGCAGGACGCCUGAGCGCUGCAGCCGCCGGCUGCUUCUUGGCCCGAGGAGCCCCUGCACUCUGUCCGUGUUUUAGGGGAGGGGGAGGGAGGGUUUUGUAAAUAGAGUAUUUUAUCCAGUCG
Molecule: messenger RNA, 2595 nt
Organism: Trichosurus vulpecula (common brushtail)
Lineage: Eukaryota; Metazoa; Chordata; Mammalia; Diprotodontia; Phalangeridae
Gene: KIF22
Product: kinesin family member 22
Exons: 14
Coding region: 548-2488 (646 amino acids)
Biological process (GO): mitotic spindle organization; microtubule-based movement; DNA repair
Molecular function (GO): DNA binding; microtubule binding; microtubule motor activity
Source: RefSeq, a predicted model, not a curated record